Molecule: messenger RNA, 2612 nt
Organism: Glycine soja
Lineage: Eukaryota; Viridiplantae; Streptophyta; Magnoliopsida; Fabales; Fabaceae
Product: probable leucine-rich repeat receptor-like protein kinase At5g63930
Exons: 4
Coding region: 261-2294 (677 amino acids)
Biological process (GO): protein phosphorylation
Molecular function (GO): protein kinase activity; ATP binding; protein binding
Source: RefSeq, a predicted model, not a curated record
GUACAAGAGAAAAUGGCGAGUUUUGAGUUUUUGCAAGUGUCCCAACAUUCCACGAACACACCACUUUUUACUGCCUUUGAUUUAUGACUUGUCCUGUACACCUCUUCACCACUUCACUUGUCUUGUCUGUGCCUCUUCCAUUUCCUUCUUCAACUCUCUCUUUUUUUACACGGAAACAUAGAGCGUUACAUUACAUAGCUUCUCUUUCAAAAACCAAAAGUCCAGAACUUGUCGAAUCCUAAGCCUUUUUUGAACUGAAAAUGGUGCUUUCAGUACUACUACUUUUGUUUUCUCUUGUGUUUUUGCUCUCAAACCCAACAUGGGUGUGUGGGAAUGGAGAGUUAAGAGCACUGAUGGAUAUGAAGGCCAGUUUGGACCCAGAGAGUCUUUAUCUACCCUCUUGGAGUAUCAAUGGUGAUCCAUGUGACGGAUCUUUCGAAGGAAUAGCAUGCAAUGAGAAGGGUCAGGUGGCAAAUGUUUCUCUGCAGGGAAAGGGUCUCUUAGGGAAGCUUUCACCAGCCAUUGCUGGCCUCAAGCACUUAACUGGACUCUACUUGCAUUAUAACUCUUUGUAUGGAGAGAUACCAAGAGAGAUUGGAAACUUGACUGAGCUUGUUGAUUUGUAUUUGAAUGUGAAUAAUCUGUCCGGGGAAAUCCCUCGUGAGAUCGCCAGCAUGGAGAACUUGCAAGUUUUGCAGCUUUGUUAUAAUCAGUUGACAGGAAGCAUUCCUACACAGCUUGGUGCUUUGGAAAAGCUGAGAGUUGUUGCUUUGCAGUCAAACAAUUUAACCGGUGCCAUCCCUGCUAGUCUAGGUGAUUUGGGUAUGCUGGUGAGGCUAGAUUUGAGUUCUAAUAAUCUCUUUGGUUCCAUUCCCACUAGCCUAGCUGAUGCUCUUUCACUGAAGGUUUUGGAUGUUCACAACAAUACCCUUUCUGGGAAUGUACCUCCUGCUCUUAAGAGACUAGAUGAUGGAUUUCUGUAUGAAUACAAUUUGGGGUUAUGUGGAGUUGGGUUUUCAUCACUGAAAGCUUGCAAUGCUUCGGAUCGUGUCAAUCCUAGCAGACCUGAACCUUAUGGAGCAGCCACAAGAGAUAUCCCAGAAACUGCUAAUGUGAAGUUACCUUGCAGGGGAACUCAAUGCCUUAAUUCAUCAAAAUCCAGUCAAUCCACAUCAGUUACUGCUGGCAUAUUUGUGGUUAUAAUUGCACUGUGUGCAAUUGGUGUUUGGACAUUCGCAAUAUAUCGUCGAAGGAAACAAAAGCUUGGAGAUUCUUUUCAUAUCAGUGACAGUCAUCUAAACACUGAUGAAGCCAUUGGAGCAUAUAGGAAAAAUGGAUCUCCUUUGGUCAGCCUUGAGUACUCUACUGGAUGGGACCCUUUGGCUGAUAGUAGGAAUUUCAAUGGGUAUAACCAAGAUAUAUUCCAGAGUUUGAGGUUCAACUUGGAGGAAGUGGAGUCAGCUACUCAGUAUUUCUCUGAGUUGAAUCUUUUGGGUAAGAGUAGCUUUAGUGCAACAUAUAGAGGAGUUUUAAGAGAUGGAUCCGUUGUUGCUGUGAAGAGCAUCAGCAAAACAAGUUGCAAGUCAGAUGAAGCUGAGUUUAUGAAGGGAUUGCACAUGUUGACCUCACUGAGGAAUGAUAAUGUAGUGAGGUUGAGAGGAUUUUGUUGUUCAAGAGGACGAGGUGAAUGCUUUCUGAUUUAUGAUUUUGUUCCUAAUGGAAACCUUUCACGCUUCCUGGAUGUUAAGGUAGGAGGUGGAGAAGUCCUUGAAUGGUCAACUAGAGUUUCUAUUGUGAAAGGGAUUGCUAAAGGUAUGGCAUAUUUACAUGCAUACAAAGCAAACAAGCCCGUUUUGGUUCACCAAAACAUCUCAGCUGACAAAGUACUCAUUGAUCAGCGGUACAAUCCAUUACUAGCAGAUUCUGGCAUGUACAAGCUUCUUACUAAUGAUAUUGUCUUCUCCGCGCUCAAGGGUAGUGCAGCAAAGGGUUACUUGGCGCCUGAAUAUGCCACCACUGGCCGGUUUGCCGAGACAAGCGAUGUUUAUGCUUUUGGGGUGCUGCUUUUCCAAAUCCUUUCAGGGAAGCACGAGAUCACAAGCUCAAUAAGGCUUGCUGCAGAGUCUUCCAAGUACCAAGAAUUUAUGGACCCAAAUCUCCAUGGAAGAUACUUUGAAUAUGAAGCAGCUAAACUGGCAAAGAUAGCUUUGCUUUGCUCCCAUGAAUCUCCUUUUGAGAGGCCAUCCAUGGAUGCCAUUGUUCAAGAACUGGGGAAUUGUAGUAGCUGUCUCUGAUUUCCGUGAUUAGUCUUAAGUUAGUUCAUCUAUCAUCACCCCAUUUACCUAUGUGGUGACUAGCUGAUAAGAUGGUAAGGUAGUGCUAACUGCUUAUGGUUGUGGCCUUUUAGGGAGAUUUUAACUUUAUCCAAGGACUAGCUUUUAUUUUAAUGCUUUGGACAGUAGUAGGUUGUAUCUUAGAGAAUGUGGACAUUUCUGCCUCAAAUCACCUGUAUCUUUAAUUGUCGAAUGUAUCUUUUCUGUACAAGGUGAACCCUUGCCUCUAUUCAUAUGCAAUUAUGCACCAUACAAAAGUCCAACGUACUAGACUCCUAA